GAAGAUGCAUUCGAAGAAAACGGAGAAUUGCAUGGAAAGAAAGUGUACCUUUUCGGUUGUACGGAACCACAAUUGGUUAAUUUCCAGGGCGAAUCAAAAGUCACGUAUGUACCUGUCGUGGUUGCAGUUGUAUCUCCUUUUCCACCUUCUGAUAAAAUCGGAAUAAACUCCGUACAAAGGGAAGCCGAAGAGAUACUGCCAAUGAAAAAGAUGAAGAUGGAUUGGGUUCCGUAUAUUCCUCUAGAAAAUCGGGGAUCACGAGUUGAAAAACUCAAAUCCCGAAUUUUUAUUCUGAGGUGUACUCAAAGAAUGGCAGGUCUAAAACAGUUGAAAUUGGAGCGAGUUAAGAAGUUUGAAUAUUGCUUACCGUAUUUCUAUCAGCCAUUCCGCAAACUUGAACUGAGCACCACUAUGCAUAUCCUAUUCCCAAUAGAACCGCCUUUGUUUUGCGAGUUUGAUUGGGAAUUUGAUAAUCCAAAGGAAAUAGCGGAUGAAUUUAUCGAGUCAGGGGAGUUGUCCCCAGAUAAAAGAGAUGAAUUUGUGGAAUUUGUAAAGGAGAAGGUACGUGAAGGAAAGAGGAACAAUCGAGAGGAAAAAGAAGCCAGGGAAAAAGCUAUACAGGAGAUGAGUGAAGAAGCGAAAGCUUCAUUUCAGAGUAUGAAGUUUUAUAAAUUUUAUCCUGUGACCUCACCUGAUGCUCCUGAUGUAUCUCAGGUCAAGUCUCCGUUCAUAAACAGAUACUAUGGAAAGGCUCACAAAGUUUUCUGAGGAUGUAGAAAGAUUCAUAGAGGCAAACGUAAUUUUUUAUUCAAUCCUAUAGAGCUAAAGUAUAGUGAAAAAAUUUGUCAACGAAUUCUUGUCAUCAUUAACAGUGUUUUUGUUUAUUUUAUUUUGCAUAAGAGCGUAAUCCUUUCUA
Lycium ferocissimum is the source of this 916-nucleotide messenger RNA. RefSeq names its product protein HEAT INTOLERANT 4-like. The annotation marks the transcript as partial. Gene Ontology annotation, biological process: regulation of cellular response to heat. The transcript has a single exon. Lineage: Eukaryota; Viridiplantae; Streptophyta; Magnoliopsida; Solanales; Solanaceae. The record is from RefSeq and is a predicted model, not a curated record.